Molecule: messenger RNA, 980 nt
Organism: Abrus precatorius (Indian licorice)
Lineage: Eukaryota; Viridiplantae; Streptophyta; Magnoliopsida; Fabales; Fabaceae
Product: stem 28 kDa glycoprotein-like
Exons: 3
Coding region: 42-818 (258 amino acids)
Molecular function (GO): acid phosphatase activity
Source: RefSeq, a predicted model, not a curated record
CCCUGAACAAGCAAGGUGCAGUAGUUUCUUGUGAAGCAGUCAUGAGAACUAAGAUAGUUGUUUUCUUUCUUGCUACCAUUUUAGCAUCAUGCCAUGGCUUAGAGCAUGGUGCUAACUUUCAAAUUUUCCCUCUCCGAAUGAAAACUGGUUCUGGUGGCCAUUACAUUCCCGAGGUAUCAUGCCUAAGUUGGAGGCUUGGUGUUGAAGCCCAUAACAUGAUUGACUGGAAAACUGUUCCUGAAGAAUGCAAAGAUUAUAUUGGAAACUAUAUUAUUGGUGAUCAAUAUAGAUCAGACUCUAAAACAGUUUGCCGUGAAGCUUAUCUUUAUGCUAAGAAACUCAAUCUCACUGCCAAAGACAUUUUCGUGUUCGACGUAGAUGAAACUACACUCUCCAAUCUCCCAUAUUAUGCUAACCAUGGUUUUGGGGUGGAACCAUAUAAUCCAACGUUGUUUAAUGAAUGGGUAGACCAAGGAUCAGCACUAGCACUGCCUGAGAGUCUUAAACUGUACAACAAAUUGGUGUCUCUUGGCAUCAAGAUUGUAUUCUUGACUGGAAGACCAGAGAAUCAAAGGGAUGUAACUGCUACCAACUUAAAGAGUGUUGGAUACCACACAUGGGAGAAGCUAAUUGUCAAGGAUACAUCAGUGUAUGCGGGCAAAACAGCAGUUACAUACAAAUCAAGUGAGAGGAAGAAGCUGGAAUCACAGGGAUACAGAAUCAUUGGAAACAUUGGUGACCAAUGGAGUGAUAUUCUGGGAACCAACACAGGCGAUAGAACCUUUAAGUUGCCAGAUCCUAUGUACUACAUUAGUUGAACAACUUUGCUUGCUACUGUGUCUUAAUUCUCAAAUAAGAUAAGAUAUGGGAAGAGUUAACGUUGAGCAGUAGCUAUGUGGCUUUUUUAGUUAUGGGGUCUAUGUAACAUUGUCACAAUGUUGUUUUCUCUUUCUCCGUUUUAAUAAUUAUGUGUCCUUGUU